AUGUUGAGUGCCGCACGCACUGCCGGAAAGCAGCCGUUCUACCACAGUGUGGUGGUCGGCGGAGGCCCCGGUGGCAUCGCCGUUCUCGGCAACAUCUUAGAGAACGCCCCUGGGCAGCGCGUGCUCUGGAUCGACCCUCACUUCAAGGGCGGUCGCGUCAAUGCUAGCUACCGCGAGGUGCCCAGCAACACAAAGGUCGAUCUCUUUGUCAAGUUUGCUAACGCCGUCACCCCGCUGGAGCAAAUUGUCAGGUCAACGGCCAAGCCCAAUGCCGUGACCGCCCUCGAAGCCCUGCCCCAGGAUCAAGGCUGCACCCUUGGCUAUGCGGCAGACUUAUGUCUGAUGCUGAGCGAUGGAAUUCCGCGUCAAUUCCCCACGGUGCAGCAGCGGUUGGGCGAGGUUGCCGAUGCAGUGCUAAAGCAGGGGCCUCAGGGCAAUCUCUGGACCGUCGGCCUCAGGGGGGGCACGUCAGCAGUAACACCGCGACUCAUUCUGUGCACGGGCUCUCACCCGAUCCCGAAUGAGAAGCAGUCUGAUUCGCCAGACGAGCCGGAGCCUCUUCACCUCGAUGUUGCUCUCACUCCGUCUAUUCUGGCCAGGACGAUCGAUUCCCAGGCGCCGGCGACCGUCUCCGUGGUGGGCGGGUCGCACUCUGCCAUCUUGGUGCUCAUGAACCUGUAUAAACUCGCCACCACUAGCCAUCCGCACCUCAAGGUCAAGUGGUUCACCCGCCACGAGAGCCUGCGGUAUGCCGUAUAUAAGGAUGGCUGGAUCCUGUAUGACAACACCGGUCUCAAGGGCCAGGCUGCCGCGUGGGCGCGCGAGAACCUGGAUAAGGACGUCUUCCACUCCAGCCCCGUCUCAGGCGUCGUUCAGCGAUUCGUAACGCCACCCGGUGAGCAGGAGCAGAGGAUAUACGAGCAGGAGUUGCCGGGCUCUAGCCACGUCGUGAGGGCCAUCGGCUACGCGAGGAACCCGAUACCGAAACUGUUCUCUGAAGGCGCUGACGGCGCGGCACCCACUCCCUUGGCUGUCGAGCACGACAGCGAGACUGGCCGGUUCUUCUCCAGCCCAGAGACACAGACCAGGAGGGAGCAUGUUCCCGGCCUCUUCGGCGCCGGCAUUGCUUUCCCUGAGAGGAGGGUGGACCCUUAUGGCAAUGUUGAGUAUGCCGUUGGAUUCUGGAAGUUCAUGACCUUUUUGCAGAAAGCUGUUCCUAGCUGGCUCAAGGACGAUUAA
Molecule: messenger RNA, 1239 nt
Organism: Geosmithia morbida
Lineage: Eukaryota; Fungi; Ascomycota; Sordariomycetes; Hypocreales; Bionectriaceae
Exons: 2
Coding region: 1-1239 (412 amino acids)
Source: RefSeq, a predicted model, not a curated record